Messenger RNA from Penicillium oxalicum, 678 nucleotides. RefSeq lists its product as uncharacterized. The record is from RefSeq and is a predicted model, not a curated record. The transcript has 4 exons. NCBI's taxonomy places the organism in Eukaryota, Fungi, Ascomycota, Eurotiomycetes, Eurotiales, Aspergillaceae. Bases 1 to 678 code for a protein of 225 amino acids.
AUGUCCUUGCCAACGAGUCCGCAAGGGAAUAGCACGGGAGCACGCCCCAGCUGGCAAGAGCAGCUUCAAGAACACUGCAGACGUGCCAAGUUGCCCACACCCGUCUUCAAUAUCGUCUCCGAUCGGCGAGGAGGUCGCACGGCUUGGUCCAGCACCGUGACGGUCCAAGGUCAAAAUAUCGCCGCUCGCUAUUGGUAUGAUGGCCAGUACAUCAAUAACGCCAAAGAAGACGCCGCCGAAGUCGCCUUGAAGACGUUGAAUCAACAGCCUCGUUCGUCGACCGUUUAUCCCGGACAACUUUUCCCACAACAAUCGUCCGGGUACGGUCGAGGCACUGGAGGACUGGAGACUCCAUCACUUAUCGACACUGUUUCCUGGGCUGUGCCCCUGCAAUUGACCACUGAUGCGGGUACACGCAUGCUGAUUGCCAGCCAGGCCGAGUCUCUCUCGACGGCGAAGACCCCGGAGUCGGUGCUGUGCCACCCUACACUCACACACAUUGAAGACCAGCAUCGCCGCGCAGUGCCAAGUGAAAUGCCAACUCCCGAGUUGAUUGGUCCUCCCGAAUCGUGGACCGUUGGGUUCCCUGGCAACAGUGGCACCAGCAUCCCUUCUUUGAUGAAGCAUAAAGGUGAUGUCUUGCGCCGCUCCGUAUGCUCCCAUGCCGCCCGGACGUAA